Molecule: messenger RNA, 762 nt
Organism: Aspergillus luchuensis
Lineage: Eukaryota; Fungi; Ascomycota; Eurotiomycetes; Eurotiales; Aspergillaceae
Exons: 1
Coding region: 1-762 (253 amino acids)
Source: RefSeq, a predicted model, not a curated record
AUGAACCCGGCCGCCAUUUCUAGGAUGCUGCAUGAUGCCGACACCACCAAUGGAGAUGCCUUGGCCGCUUUAAUGGCGCCCGAUUACCACUCAUUCUUCCGGGUUCGUGUGGAUAGCAAGUAUGGCCGGUCGAAAGGACUUCCUCCAUUGAAUGAAACUGUCCUCCCAGACGGGUACCUGGCUACAUGGCAACUGGCAUUUCUCAUCCGACAUCCUGCCUUAGUUUUCCCAUCGAUGUACCGGGCUGAUCGGGCUCUGAAGGAUCUCUAUCCUUCGGGUGAUAAUCCCUUCGAGGGUCUGUUGUCGGAGAGUUAUUUGAAAAUUACUCUAACUCUACGCUGGACACGGAUGCUCUACGAUUGGUGUGUUCGCCGGAAGGGACAGGCGCAUCCAAUCAUUUUGGAUGCCUCUGACCUUAUCCAUAAUAAGAGCUCUAUGGUAAAAUUCUGCGAGCAAACGGGACUCGACCCCACAGUUUUAAAGUUUGAGUGGGAGAGUGUCGGUCCUGAGGAUAAAUCUUCGUCAGGAGAUGGAGCUUCCGAGCAAGACUCCAUACUUCAAAAAGCUGAAACUUCCAUGAGAACAACUCUGAUGGGAUCCUCCGGGGUGUUAAAAGAGAAGGCGCCGGAGGUUGUCCAUAUUGCUUCGGAGGCGGAAAGGUGGAAGCAUGAAUUUGGCGACAAGGUGGCUAAUUUUAUUCUCAAGAGGGUUCACGAGGCAAUGCCCGAUUACGAAUAUCUUAGGCAACGGAGGUUGGUCUAA